Messenger RNA from Gregarina niphandrodes, 1956 nucleotides. RefSeq lists its product as hypothetical. The transcript has a single exon. Bases 1 to 1956 code for a protein of 651 amino acids. NCBI's taxonomy places the organism in Eukaryota, Apicomplexa, Conoidasida, Eugregarinorida, Gregarinidae. The record is from RefSeq and is a predicted model, not a curated record.
AUGCUUUUUGUGGACGGGCGGGCUGAGCGGGUGUACACGGACGGGUUGCGGAACGAGGCGUACGUGUUCCAGAUCAAGCGGACGGACGCCGUGCUAAAGACGCGCUACAUUACCGGUUCGAUCUUUGUGAUUACGCCAAUCACGAGCGUGACGGCGGGGCUCUUCCAGCGGGCCUUCGUGGACGUGAAUGACAACCGGUCGGUGAUCUUCGAGCUGGCCGAAGGCUUCGCCGACCAGCCGGGCCGGAACAUGUACUUCAAGAGCCGUGUCUUGCAGCAAAGCCUGGUCAAAAUGUACCCGCAGCGCACCUUCCUUUCUGACGCACUGAACCUCGAAGGCGGUUGGGUGCGACAGGAUGGCAGCCGCGUCAAAAUCCACGACUUCCACCGCCUCGAAGGCCACGGGCUCUGCGUCGCACCCGGCUUCGCCUACUGGUACAAUGACGAGACGCACGCCGUGCCCCAGGUCCGCCUCUCCACCACGCUCUUUCUCGACGAAACGCUCCCCUUCGAACAACAUGCCUUCGACACCACUAGCCGCUUCAUCCAACUCGGCUUCUACGGAGACGUCAGCCUCGGCGGCGAUUACAUCGUCAUCAAAAGCCCCGCUGACGGCCGCCCCAUUUUCAGCUUCCGCAGGGUCCUCGAGUAUGCCACGCCCACCCUCCCGCCGCCGCCGCCCACCGUCAUCACCGUCUCCGGCGUCAACCAAGUCGCCGCCAUCUCCGAGGCAGCCCAAGGGGCCCUCCCCACCACCACCACCACCACCACCACCACCACAGCCGAACCCACUACCGAGCACCACCAUCACCGGGAUCACACUAACCAGGACGACGACCACCACCAUGGGCAUCACCACCACCACCAUUACUGGCCACCACCUCAGUCGGAUCUGCCGUACGGCCCGUCGGACAACCCCUGGCCGCGACCCGCUUUCGACAACGCGCCUGCGCAGUCCCUGUACGAGCUCUACCCCAACUACGGACUCUUCAACCGCGGCUUCGGACCCAACCACACCUUCCCCACGCCUCUCGAGCCUCCGGACGCAGGCGGGGCGCUGCCUCGGCCGGCGUGGGAAAUCGACCCCUACGCCUUCGACAACGACCCCUUCGUCGGCCCUCCAACCAGUCUACAAGCCGCACCGGCCUCCCCCGGCCCUGCAACGAACCGAUUUGACCCGAGGAGCGGCCCUGGUAGCCCCGCCUUCGAGUCCAGCAGCCCUUUCCACAGGGCCUUGUACCGGGAAGGCUCCACUGCCCUUAUUGCAGAUCUCGCUAAGCACGAACAUCUCAGAAACGACGACCUUCUGUUCGAAGGAACAGAACGCCUGAAGACCAUGCUCGGACACUCUCGACGACUCGCGGCCUCACAGACUGCUUAUCCUGAGCCGGAAGACCAAGUCUGCUUGCAGCCUUCAGACUCUUGGACCGGGUUCCACGCCGUGGGACGGGGCGGCCAAGGCGCCAAACGCCAACUGAGUCCCUGGGGCACGGUGUUCGCCAAACGCAUUCCAGUGGGCAUCGUCUCUCAAGAUGAACUGGAUCGCGACGACGAGGCCGACAACGAUGAGAACGCCGCGACACAGCGCCCCCUCGUCGAACGCCACUUGGAGGGCCGGCCUCCGGAGGGCCGGGCUCCGGAGGGCCGAGUCGUGCCCAAAACUACCUUGGAGGACUUGAAAAAGUUCUUGCCUUCUCAAUUCACUGAAAACCCAGUGGUCCAGGUGGCUUCCAAGGCGAUCGAGAACCGCGCAGCCGAGCUUUCCGGCGCCGAGCCGGCAGAAGCCCUGUUUGCUAAGACCCAGUUCUUCGGACUCGACCUGCCCAGCACCAGUCCGUACGACUGGCUCUGGAGAGCCAGCGCGGGACGACUCGCAACGGCAGAGCGAUACAAAGACGAGGCCCUGAUGCGCAAGAUGAGCCGCAAGUCCGCCAGACGAGACGCACGGGGUCAGUGA